Heteronotia binoei (common prickly gecko) is the source of this 3174-nucleotide messenger RNA. Its product is annotated as monocarboxylate transporter 13-like. NCBI's taxonomy places the organism in Eukaryota, Metazoa, Chordata, Lepidosauria, Squamata, Gekkonidae. Gene Ontology annotation, biological process: monocarboxylic acid transport; transmembrane transport. The record is from RefSeq and is a predicted model, not a curated record. The transcript is spliced from 4 exons. Gene Ontology annotation, molecular function: monocarboxylic acid transmembrane transporter activity. Bases 25 to 1422 code for a protein of 465 amino acids.
CUCCCCUCCCCCUUUGUAGGAUCCAUGCCGUACCAGGCCGUGGUCUACCCGGAGCCCCCCGAUGGGGGCUGGGGGUGGAUGGUGGUCUUGGCAGCCUUCAUCCAGUCGGCCCUGGUCUUUGGGGUGAUCCGCUCCUUUGGGGUCUUCUUCGUGGAGUUUGUGGAGUACUUCGAUGAGCUGUCCAGACGCAUCUCCUGGAUCACGUCCAUCGGGAUAGCGGUGCAGCAGUUUGUCAGUCCUUUGAGCAGUGCGCUCAGCACCCGCUAUGGGGCACGUCCCGUCGUCAUGGCCGGCGGCUUCUUUUCCAGCCUGGGGCUUUUCCUGGCAUCCUUCGCCACCACCCUGGUUCACCUCUACCUCUGCAUCGGGCUUCUCUCCGGUUUCGGCUGGGCCUUGGUCUUUACCCCCUCCAUGGCCUCCAUGGCGCGUUAUUUCAAGGCACGGCGGACGCUGGCUACAGGUUUGGCAUUAACCGGCGUGGGCCUGUCUUCGUUUGCCUUCUCCCCCCUCUUCCAGCUCUUGGUGGAUCUGUACGCCUGGCGUGGGGCCCUGAUGAUUGUGGCGGGCAUGUCCUUCAACCUGGUGGUUUGUGGCGCCCUCAUCCGCCCGCUCACCCUGAAAGAGGACCUGGCAGGCCCAACGCGAGGGGACUCGGCAGGGAUGAGUCUGAAGGAGCUCUCUUCGCUUUUUGGCCUCCACCUUUUGUCCCACUGGCCUUUCAUGCGAUUUGUCCUUGCCAUCACCCUAAUCAACGCAGGAUAUUUCAUCCCCUACGUCCACAUGGUGGCCCGGGCGAGAGAAUUAGGCUUUGACGAGUAUAAGGCCGCUUUUCUGAUGUCAGUAGCUGCUGUGGCUGACCUGUGCGGCCGCCUCUUCUCCGGUUGGCUGGGCAACUGUCGAGCUUUCCCUCUGAUCCACAUCUUGGUGACCUGGACGUCUCUGACAGGGAUAUCUUUGGUGCUGAUCCCGUUUGGGCACAGUUAUCCACUCCUCAUGGCCAUUAGCCUCUGCUACGGCUUCUUCUCCGGAGCCCUCACCCCCGUGGUCUUCUCCAUCAUUCCUGAGAUUGUAGGCAUCAAGAACAUCUUCAGUUCGAUGGGACUGCUGCAGAUGAUAGAGAGCAUUGGGGGGCUGCUGGGGGCACCCCUUUCAGGUUUCCUGAGAGAUGUCACAGGGGACUACACCGCCUCGUUCUUGACGGCCGGUUCCUUCAUCUUGGCCGGCAGCCUCGUUUUGGUCACUUUGCCCAAUUUCUUCACCUGCACGCCUCGGCCUGCCCUGCGGGAGGCGGAUCCUGUGGUGGAGGCUGGGUUGGGCUCUCCCUUGGAGUCAGCCCCUGUCCCCGUGGGGGCCCCCUCUCUGCACAACAGCCCCCCCUAUGAGGCGGUACCCAAGACAGAGAAGAGACUCCCCAACAGCUGAGGCAGAGUUCAAACCCAGAGGAGCCACGACAGCAGCCAAGAUUACGGGAGGCAGGCAGGCAACAUUCCCCUCCCCGGAAGGCAGAGGGUUUGUCCUCUCAGAGAAAACGGAGAGGUGUCACACGCAGAUGGACAGAAACCACCCGGUAGUUCUUGACUCCUUGCCGCAACGUGGCAGCUGCUGGUGCCACAAACUCACACGCCUCUUCCUUUGGUGAACAGUUGCCUUUGAUUCGCCUCUCCCCGUAGGAGUUGAGGGCUGAGAGAAAGUAAGUGCGCAUUUAGAGGCCUAAUUGCGCCCCCCCCCCCCCGGUCUUCGAAUGCCUGCGGUAAGCACGGCCAGCCGUGAGGGUCUCCUCCUCAGCCAGACUCUUCUGCCUUCUUGUACCUUCCACUGUAGUGGCACCAGCUGCCCUGCAGACUUGGCAGCCGUGUGUCCCUGCUUUGCCACCCUGUUCUCGUCCCUCGCCUUGGGAACAGCGGCAAACAAGCUGGUGACUCCUUCCUCAGGGUCUUUUUUCCCUGGGCGGAGCAGGAGUUGACCACUCCACUGCACAGAUUGGGCAGGUGAAAAGACGACUGGCCGAACGGUUGCUAGGAUCCAUUUGGGGAACUCCGAGGGCAGGACCGGAUCCCUGAAUUAUUAGAGUCACGCCCUGGUUCCCUUCUCCCAGAGACCAGCGUGGCUUCUAGAGAGCUACCCCAGCUGGUCUUGGAAAGGUUGUCUUUGGAGAGGAGGUGUGAGAACUUGGUUUAUCUUGGGACAAGACCACCUCACUGGGCCUCUCCUCCCGAGGGCUCUGGAGCUGAGCAGCCCCCCCUUCUCGUAGCACCCAAACUGCCAUCCCACUAGAACCCAUUCCUGUGAGGGAGGAAUUUCUCAGCCCUCUCUCCACUCUAUGCCUUUACAUUGCAGAAGUGCCGCACUCAAGGCCACUGGUCGUCGUGGGCAGAUGUUUCAGGCUGAGGCCCACAUCUGGGUCUCCACCUGCUUUUCGAGGACUGGGUUGGAUGAGUCCCAGAUGUCGGCCCUCUCUGAAUGGCGCUUCCUGGCCCUUGAGCUGUGCCAAAGUUUCUUUGGCCCGUGUUGCAAUCUGGGAGACUGAGAAGCCGAGAAAUUAAACUGCCUGGAUGCUGGCUGGAAAGUUCUCUUGCAGGCUGUGUGCGGUCCUCCUCUCUGGGCCAGAGUCUGUGCCUUUUCCCCUUGCCUCUUUGGGUAAGCUUGUUUUCCGCCUCAGAAGAGGUGCAAAACUCAGCAGGAGCUGCGGGUCCGGCUGUUCGUGUGAACGCUCUGACAAAGCCUCGUUUCACGAUUCAGUGUGGCUUGAAAAAUCCUCAAGACAAGAGCACAGGAGGGCUGCGCUGGAGUUACAGGAGCCUGGCCUCGUGAACAUUCAGAUCUGCAGGAAAGAAAAUCCGUGUGCUGUUCCGACUUCCCACUGUGCAAAAACCUCUUGCAACUGGCUUUCUUUUGUUACUUGCAGGCUGCUUCAGUAUAGGCUUCCCUCUUCUCAGCAUCCUUAAGAAGAAUCACAUCCUGCUUUUCAUCCAUUCCCUAGUUUCCUUGGAAGAGGUUUUAUUUCUUUUUAAAUGUCAGGCAUUUGUUGCUACUAGAAUCCAAAUGUUGGAGGAGUUGGCAAUGAAUGUGGCCCUCUUGUUGGCGAUGGAGGAGUUGGCGAUGAAUGUGAUUGUGUGAAAUGCAGAAGGGUUUUGAUCUUUUGUUUCUUUAAGAUAAAAAUGAGUUUCCAAGCAA